Messenger RNA from Ricinus communis (castor bean), 1664 nucleotides. RefSeq names its product scopoletin glucosyltransferase. The transcript has a single exon. Gene Ontology annotation, molecular function: UDP-glycosyltransferase activity. Lineage: Eukaryota; Viridiplantae; Streptophyta; Magnoliopsida; Malpighiales; Euphorbiaceae. Bases 152 to 1588 code for a protein of 478 amino acids. The record is from RefSeq and is a predicted model, not a curated record.
CCCACAACAAACAGUCAAACCCUCUCUUCUUCUCCUUCUUCCCCAUCCUCUCUCUCUAUAUUACUCGCUUGUAAUAUCUGUCUUUUACACUCCACUUUUUUCUAAGCUUGUUUUACCCACAACCCAAAACACGCAAAAUCAUAACUAACAAAUGUCAAGAGAGAUAUUUGUGGUUCCAGCAUUUGGGCAAGGCCAUCUCCUCCCUUGUCUAGAGCUAUGCAAGCACUUGGCAGCUUCUCUUAAUUUCAAAAUCGUUCUCGUCAUUUUUUCUGAUCUCUCCUCUUCCAUACCUGCCUCUUUGCGCCAUGAAAAUCCUCUUAUUGAAGUUGCACAGAUACAAUCUCCACCACAGUCCUUUUCUCACCCAUUCCAUAAAAUGCACAACGACCAAAUCCAAUUGUCUCUUGGGCUGGAAUCUCUCCUCUCUUCCCGAACCCAAAGCCUACCCGUUUGUGCCAUAGUUGAUGUCCUUCUCGUCAUGGGUUGGACCUCUCAAGUCUUCAAGAAAUUUCAAGUUGCAACCGUUGGCUUUUUCACUUCUGGUGCUUGCUCCACUGCCAUGGAAUAUGCCACUUGGAAAGCCCACCCCAUUGAUCUCAAACCUGGGGAACUCCGUUUAAUUCCCGGUCUACCCGAACAGAUGGCUCUUACUGUCUCUGAUAUUAAGCGCCGGCCUCAUGGUGGACCUCAGGGUGGUGGCGGUGUCGGCGGAUCAAAAAAAUUCGGUCCGCCAAAUCCUGGGGAAAGACCACCAUGGGUAGAUGAUACAGAGGAUUCCAUAGCAUUGAUAAUCAACACCUGUGAUGAUCUUGAGCGUCCCUUCAUAGAAUACGUCGCUAAUGAAAUCCGAAAACCGGUUUGGGGAAUCGGCCCGCUGUUGCCCCAAAAGUACUGGGAAUCAGCCGGUUCAAUUCUUCAUGACCGUGAAAUCCGGUCCAACCGAGGGUCUACCGUGACGGAAGAUCAAGUCAUGGAUUGGCUAGACUCAAAAGCGGAAAGAUCGGUUAUAUACAUUUCGUUCGGCAGUGAAUUGGGUCCAACAAUGGAGGAGUAUCCACAUUUGGCAGCCGCAAUAGAAGCAUGGACAGGACCUUUUAUUUGGGUCAUCCAACCCGGUUCUGGUAGACCGGGUCCACCUGGUACUGUAAAAGCAGAAGAAGGUUACUUUCCACAUGGGUUAGAUAAAAAGGUUGGGGAAAGGGGCUUGAUAAUACGCGGAUGGGCACCACAGUUGCUGAUACUGAGCCAUCCAUCAACGGGUGGUUUUUUAUCACACUGUGGAUGGAAUUCAACAGUGGAAGCAAUAGGACGUGGGGUCCCAUUUCUGGCAUGGCCAAUUAGAGGCGAUCAGUACUAUGAUGCUAAGCUAGUAGUGAGUUAUCUGAAGAUGGGUUAUAUGGUAAGUGAUGAUAUGUCCAAGAUGAUAACAGAUGAUAAUGUGAUUCAGGGUAUUCACAGGCUAAUGGGAGAUGAUGAGGUCAAGCGAAGAGCUGAUAUCAUUCGCUCCAAGUUUGUUCAUGGCUUUCCUGCUUCUUCUUUGCUCGCCUUGGGUGCUUUUAAGGAUUUUAUUAAUCAAAGGUUAGCUUAAUAAUAAUAAUGUACAAAACUCGUCUGUAAUACUAUUAUCUAUUUCAAUAAACAUGAUGAUGAGAUUAUGAAUCCUA